UAAAUAGCCAGAGGCCACUGUGAGGUCGGUUUGGGUCCAACUGGACGUCUGUGGGUCUACACGAGGACAACGCAACAUCUCUUCCGAAAUGGGGCUCACCAGAGUUGUUUUAGGAGUGUUGGCCUUGGUGACUUUGUGUGUUCCAUUAGGAAGUCUUGUUGUGGAUGCAGUGAUGGAAAAGAUUGAUGGUGGAGGGCUCAUCAAUCUUGGUAACAGAGAACGCACCUGGACUCCUUACAUGAGCCUAAGUCACCUACUCUCUGAAAUCGAAAGCAUCACAUCAUAUUUUUCUUUUCGGACUUUUGAUCCGGAGGGUGCCUUAUUCUAUGGGGACACGGACAAUGGGGAAGACUGGUUUGUUCUCUUUCUGCGAGAUGGUGUCCCAGAGAUGCAAAUUGGGAAGGGAGACGUGCUGGUCUCUGUGGCAGGUGGCCACAAACUAAACGAUGGCCUCUGGCACAAGCUUGAACUCCACAGCGAGGGAAAGUUUGUGGUGCUGAAGGUCGAUGACCACCGGGAGCUGGCGAUGGGCCUGCACUCUCAUGAGCCUGAUACAUCAAAGGAGGGAUACAUCCGGUUAGCCCUCGGAGGCAUCCUGGUCAGCGAGAAGAAGCUUCUCCUCCCAUUGAAUCCUCUGCUGGAUGGGUGCGUUAAAGGAGGCCGCUGGCUGAAUCUCAGCACUCUGUGGGAUAGCACUCCAAGGAAGACGGCUAUGUCUUGCUUUCCAAACAUCAAAGCAGGGAGCUUCUUCGCGGGUACUGGGCUCGCCAUUUUCAACACUUCUGAUCUUCCUGGGGUUGAUCCAAAGGAAGAGAGGAUCAUCAUAACUGUAAAUACAUCUUCAACGACUUUGAAUGGGACCAUACUCUCCUUACGGUCACUUCAAUCACAUUCAACAGUCUUGAGUGUGGCUAAGGACACCAACUCUGGGAUGAUGAUUUUCAAAGUAAACACAGAAACCACUCCCAUAAAUGAGAAGUUUGAUGAGGACUUAAUUUCCUUUAAUGUGAUCAUCCAUAAAACCUCAGUGGCCUUUGAAACAAAAAACGUUUCAAGUGAAUCUCAUCUGAGGUCAGGUGACUAUAGUAGUAUUUUGGCAGCGUGGAAUGAGGGAAUGCUUCUUGCUUUUGGUGGGGUACCAGAAGAUGGUCUUGACAGUGGUUCUGAUUACAUGGAGGGCUGUCUAGACACAAUUUUCAUCCAAGGACAAAAAAUUGAUUUGGACCAGGCCUCUUUCAAGGAUGCAUCUGUGUCUUCCCAUAGCUGCCCUGUUUAAAUAUAACAUGUCCUGUGUAAAAAUACAUUUUAAGAUUUU
Messenger RNA from Alosa alosa (allis shad), 1315 nucleotides. Its product is annotated as sex hormone-binding globulin-like. The transcript is spliced from 8 exons. Bases 89 to 1276 code for a protein of 395 amino acids. Gene Ontology annotation, molecular function: steroid binding. Lineage: Eukaryota; Metazoa; Chordata; Actinopteri; Clupeiformes; Clupeidae. The record is from RefSeq and is a predicted model, not a curated record.